Messenger RNA from Brachypodium distachyon (stiff brome), 712 nucleotides. Its product is annotated as 16.9 kDa class I heat shock protein 3. The record is from RefSeq and is a predicted model, not a curated record. NCBI's taxonomy places the organism in Eukaryota, Viridiplantae, Streptophyta, Magnoliopsida, Poales, Poaceae. The transcript has a single exon. Bases 75 to 539 code for a protein of 154 amino acids. Gene Ontology annotation, biological process: response to heat; protein complex oligomerization; response to salt stress.
ACCUCCGGAUCCCAACCCAAGCCAGAGCAAAUCAGCAAGAAAACACCACAAAUCACACCAAAGCAACGCACACAAUGUCGCUGGUGAGGAGGAGCAGCGUGUUCGACCCGCGGUCCGACUUCUGGUUCGACCCCAUGGACACCAUCGACGGCAUCUUCCGCUCCGUCGUCCCGGCGGCCGCCACGGAUUCCGACGCCGCCGCCUUCGCCAACGCCCGCAUGGACUGGAAGGAGACGCCCGAGGCGCACGUGUUCAAGGCCGACCUCCCGGGAGUGAAGAAGGAGGAGGUGAAGGUGGAGGUGGAAGACGGCAACGUGCUGGUGGUGAGCGGCGAGCGGAGCAAGGAGAAGGAGGACAAGAACGACAAGUGGCACCGCGUCGAGCGCAGCAGCGGCAAGUUCGUCCGCCGCUUCCGUCUGCCGGACAACGCUAAAGUGGAGCAGGUCAAGGCCGGGCUCGAGAACGGCGUGCUCACGGUCACCGUGCCCAAGGCCGAGGUCAAGAAGCCCCAGGUGAAGGCCAUCGAGAUCUCCGGUUGAGUAGUCCGUCUGCUUGUGUGAACGGUGUGAUCAAUUGGGGACAGUUUGUUAUGUUCAUGCACUGCACCUUUGGUUUCCUCUGUAGUCUGUAACUGCCUUGUGUAAUCUCCUGUCCUCUGUUCGCCUGAAGAAUAAACAUGAAAUAAAUCUUUCAAGACUUUUUGAGUGCAAAA